This is a messenger RNA of Pectinophora gossypiella (pink bollworm), 5238 nucleotides long. RefSeq names its product aminopeptidase N-like. Bases 196 to 3570 code for a protein of 1124 amino acids. Lineage: Eukaryota; Metazoa; Arthropoda; Insecta; Lepidoptera; Gelechiidae. Gene Ontology annotation, cellular component: cytoplasm. Gene Ontology annotation, biological process: proteolysis; peptide catabolic process. Gene Ontology annotation, molecular function: metalloaminopeptidase activity; zinc ion binding; peptide binding. The record is from RefSeq and is a predicted model, not a curated record. The transcript is spliced from 15 exons.
AAUGCAUAUCGCCAUAGUUCGACGCGGCGCGCGCCACUCAACGGUUAUUGGUCGUUCAUCUGUUCAUUUUUAAUUUUUUCAUCAAUUUUUUAACUUGUCCCAAAAAAGUUGAAGUCAAUUGUGUGCCAGUGCUAAGUGUCAAUAAAUUAGUUUCUAUUAUUGGAUUAUCCUUCAAAGAUCGAAUGAUAUGACAAGAUGACCCUAUCGAAUAGCCGCCAGCAGUUCCUGGCGUAUGAGUCUCAGGGGACGGAAGACAUCCACUAUGGCAGAAAAGGAGGUGUCUUCGUUUCCACAUGCGUGUGCGUCGGCCUAGUUAUCCUAGCUGUGAUAGUGGCCGCUUUGGUUGGAGUUAUAGUAUAUUUUAUAACCUAUUUUAAGCUGUCACAACAAGAUGGAAAUUUCUGGGAUGAAACAGAGCCAUUUGGACAAACAGGCCCUCCGUCUCCAAACCUCAGGCUACCAUCGGACAUAGUUCCAAGUUUCUAUAGACUAAAAAUAAAAGCUGAUUUGGAAACUUCUAACUUUACCGGUGAAGUGUACAUCACAAUCAGAGCUAGUAGAAAAGUUAAGGAGAUUAUUUUACACUCCAAAAGCCUCAGUAUUAAAAACAAUGCUAAGCUCACUGAACAAAUAUAUGAAAAAGUGGAAACUCUGCACAUGAGACGAAAAAGAGAUGCACCUGAUGCAAGUAGUAAUAGUACAAAAGUGGAAACUGAAAAUGUUAUACAGAAUCAAAGCGAAGCUGUUACAGAAAAUACAACAGAAAAUGUUACAACUCAGGCUGUAACGGAUACUACUUUAGCACCUAGCAAUACCCCAGAAGUAACUCCAGCAAACGUAACCGAAACUACUGUAAAUCCUACCACAGAAACAGUUAAACCGAAUACCACUACUAAAUCUGAUACACAUACUCAAGUUACUCACAGCAGUGUAAGGAACAUCAAAAUCAUCUCAAUUUCAGCAGCUGCGGGUGACAGACUUGUCCUUACUUUGGCUUCAGCUUUAAAACCUGAUGUAGAUUAUAUUUUAGAACUAUCUUUUGAAGGGCCAAUCUCAAAUUCACUGACUGGCUUCUACAAAAGCACCUAUACAAAUGCUAAUAAGGAAGAGAAGCAACUGGGAGUAACACAGUUUGAGCCAACAUAUGCUCGGGCGGCAUUCCCUUGUUUUGAUGAACCGGGAUUCAAGGCCAAAUUUGAGAUCAGCAUUGCACACCGUACCAAUACUACUGUGCUCUCCAACAUGAAAAUUGCCACACAGGAGGCCAUUCCAAAUGAACCAGACUGGGAGUGGACACAUUUUGAGCGAUCAGUCAACAUGUCUACCUAUCUUGUCGCCUACAUCCUCUGCGAUUUCAAGUCUUUAGACACCAGCUAUGUCAGCAAGGAUAACAUCACGAAACCCAUACGUAUUUGGACUAGACCGGAGUUGAUCAACAAAGCCAAAUAUGCAGCAUUGAUCACUCCAAAAUUGCUAGAGUAUUACGAAGAAGUAUUUGGAGUGCCAUAUGCUUUGGAUAAGCUGGAUUUGAUAGCUAUACCGGACUUUUCUAGUGGUGCUAUGGAGAAUUGGGGCUUGAUUACAUUUAGAGAGACGACUCUCCUCUUCGACGAAGCGGACAGCGUCCCCCGAGACAAACAGAACGUUGCCAUCGAUAUAGCCCACGAGCUCGCGCACCAGUGGUUCGGCAACCUGGUCACCAUGCAAUGGUGGACAGAUCUCUGGCUCAACGAGGGUUUUGCUACUUACAUCGAAUACGUAGGCGUUGAUCAUAUCGAGCCGGAGUGGAAUAUGUUCGAGUCGUUCACGCGUGAUAUGCUCGACUUACUACGAACGGAUGCAUUAAAGAAUACUUCCCCUGUAUCCCGUCAAGUGGUUGACGCAUCUGAAAUAUCACAGAAAUUUGACGAAAUAUCUUAUACUAAAGGCGCGAACCUUAUUCGUAUGCUUAACAAUACAAUGUCUGAGGAACUCUUCCAUAAAGGCUUGGUCAACUAUUUGAAUCGAUGGAAAUACAUGAACGCAGAAGAGAAUGAUCUGUGGGCAGCGAUGUCUUCGGUAGUGGCUUCAGACCCAGUGCUCAAAGGUCGGUCGUUAGUGGACUUUAUGAACUCGUGGACGCGUCAGGCGGGGUACCCAGUCGUCAACGUCAAGAGGAACUAUGAAUCUGGCAACGUUCACUUUGAGCAGCAACUCUUCACAAGCUCAAAGGAACCGUACGAGAAAAUGUUGAAGCAGCUAUGGCAGAUUCCUAUCAGUUACACGGCAGUCGAGGCUCCUCUGUCUGAAUGGAGUACCAAACCUAAACUAUGGCUGAUGGAGAAAUCUACCUCUGCCGACUUGCCCAUCAACGCUUCCCAAGCGCUCUAUGUGAACAUAGGCGCUACUGGAUACUAUAGAGUGAACUACGAUCAGAGAAAUUGGGAACUUCUUAGUACGGCCUUAAAAUCUGGUCAUGUGAAAUCAGCAAUCACAAAAGCACAACUUAUAGACGACGCUUUUAAUCUGGCUAAGGCGUCACAGUUGAACUAUAGCUAUGCCUUAGGCUUGACUACAUACGUGAUCAAUGGAGAACAAUCGAAGAUUGUAUGGGAUCUGUUACUGAAUAAUAUGGCAUUCUUGAAACACAACCUGAUGGCUACGUCUGGGUAUAGAUACUUCCAGGAUUACAUGAGGAUAAUCCUACGGAAGCAACUAGAACGUCUGAACUUCGGCCUGGACAAACCGAAGGAUGACAAUGAGGCGUUCCUCAUAGAAAAUCUAGUCAUGUGGGAGUGUUACGUCGAGUCACCUCGCUGCCUCAAAUGGGCCAAAGAGCAGUUCAAUAACUGGACUUCACAGGCUGAUAUAUCGAAGAACCCGAUUCCAAGCUACCUGCGUUCUCUGGUGUACAACGUAGUGCUGAAGUACGGCGGGCGCAACGAAUUCGAGUUUCUAUGGAAUCUGUUCCAAAACUCUACCGACCCUAACGUCAAGACCCUAGUCAUCACCAACCUGCCCAGCACUAGGGACGAGUCGCUCAUCACCAUGAUGCUCGAGAAAAGCCUGACAGAGAUACCUAAGCAGUACGCAGUAGCUGUGUGGAGCGUUGAGCCGCCGAUAGGCACGCGUAUCGCACAGCGGUUCCUACUAGACAACUUCGACCGCGUGUACAGCAAGUUCACAGAAAUGGACGCCUUCAUGUUCCCGGCUGUGCUCAGCGGCGCUUUCGGGUUUAUAACGAAUGAAGAGGAGUUGGAUAGGUUGAAAUCGUUCGCACUCGCGCACAAGGAGCGGUUGUUGCCGAUGUCGCAGACGCUACAGAAGAUCGUCGACACGGCGCAGCUCAGGAUUAACUGGAUGAAGAAGCACGCAGCUGGCAUCAACACGUGGUUGCAGGACUACGUCACCAGUAACACAACGGGCACAGUGAAUUCUACGGUUGUAGACAAUGAGACUACGAAGGACUUACCAUCUACGUCUCCAAUACCAGAUAGCACAGAAGCGCCGAAAACCACCGCGGGCGUCGAAACGACCACAUUUGCACAAGCAGACAAUACCACAGACCCAAUAGCAAAACCUAGUCGUUAAUCCAAGAUAAGUUGAUUGUGUUUUUAAUUAAUUUAGCCGCAGAGUUUCCAAUCGUAAUACCGGUCGCUUUUUGUUUUAUUUUUUUUAGAAUUCGACUCGAGCGUACACGUACGAACACUGAUAUAAAAUAAACAAAAGUACUACGUAUAGUAGGGAUACUCUUCGCCCCGCGCCAAUAAGAGCUUGGAACGAGCUUGAUUCCUCUCACCUUCCGAUAAAGUGACCCCCACAUUAGUUUAUUUAAGCCUUAAGCCUCUGUCUCGCUCGCACACACCUGUAAGGCGACACACGCUAAGAACGAGAUUUUUACAUGGAGAUAUGAAAUACGCACACAGUGUGUGCACUCUCAUACUACUUGAAACGGUUGGGUUCAAACUAUUCCGGCCAAGUAGUUAAUGCCAUCUGCGGCAAAUCUACAAUAAGUCACGUCAAAAAAAAAAAGUUCAAACUAUUGUUCCUACGUGUACGUACCGACGCGACACCAUAUAAUACUACACCUAUGCGUUUAAUGCGUACAAAAACUCGUCCCAAGUGCGACCGGCCUAAAAAGUUAAAUCACUUUAAGGAAAUUAAGCGAUAAUAACAUUUUGCAACUAAACCAUUGAAAUCGGAUAUACUCUUGCCUAACAACAAUGUGCAAACAGAUCAUGUACAACCAUGUUGUGAACGCAUAAUAAUAACAAUAAGUACUUGUGGUACUUUUACACCGUUUUCGAAAUAUGAAAUACAAGAGCAUUUAAAGUUUCCAUAGGUUUUUGGCGUGAGGGGCUACGCAAUGCAAUAUUAUCCUUCAUAAAUCCAUAAAAAACUGCCAACAGUAAGUUUAAUAAAAAAAAGAAAAAUAACAAAAUAUCGUUAAAAAAUGAGGCAUCAGACAACUAGCUGGGUACCAAAGAAUAUUUGCAACAACUAAAUAUAGCUCUGGCUAUGAUUCCAAUACUAAUAUUAUGAGUGCCAAAUUAUUAGGUGCUAACAAAGUAUACUAUAUAAUAGUGCAGUUACUUAUUGUGUUAGUUUAUAUCGUUUGGAAAUGAGAUUUAUGGCAUAGUUUAUAGAGAUGUUUUUGAUUUCUAAGAAUGUAAGGUCUGCAUCAUUGUUCAUAAUGUUAUAAAAGCAUAAUAGAGGUCUUUUAAUAAUUACUAGCUUUUUGAAAUAUAUUACGUUCGAAAUUCAUUGUGUAUUAAAUAAAAUCACAAAAAUAUUUCCCUACAGUAUAUAAGUACUUAUUCUUGAAAUGUUAACUUAUUUCAAAGUUUAUAACUUUUUAGUACAAUUUAGUUAUUGACAAUUUUUCGGCGCUCUCUAAGUGGAGACUGCUUGCUAAUAUAAAGUAGAUAAGUGUUAGGAUGAAAUAUUAAUAAGUUGAUAAUAUUUAAAUUCAUGGGUGUUAAAUAUUUUGUAAUAUUAUCUGUUUUCUAUACAUAACCAUUAAUUAUUUUUGAUCGAAUAUUAUUUUUUACAAUCCAUUCAUUCCAGUAUAUUUUUAAUUAUUUUUUAGUAUUUUGUUUUCAUAGUUAAUAGUAGCUUUACGAUGGUUCCUAUUUAUUUACGAAAAUGCGAAUUUAUGAGAUCUGUUUAGAAAUAAUUAUGUAUUUUAUAGUAUCUGCCUACUGUUCGUGCAUGUAAUUGUAAGCAUAUUGGAAUCAUAAUAAAUAUUUUUCAACAGAA